AUGUUCCCUGCGCAGGACGCUCUGCCCCGCGGCGGGCUGAACUUGAAGGAGGAGCCGCUGCUGCCCGCCGGCCUGGGCUCGGUGCGCUCCUGGAUGCAGGGCGCGGGCAUCCUGGACGCCAGCACCGCGGCGCAGAGUGGUGUGGGCCUGGCACGAGCACACUUUGAGAAGCAGCCCCCCUCCAACCUCAGGAAAUCCAACUUCUUCCACUUCGUGCUGGCCAUGUACGACCGGCAGGGACAGCCCGUGGAGGUGGAACGCACAGCCUUCAUUGACUUCGUGGAGAAGGACCGAGAGCCAGGGACUGAAAAGACCAACAAUGGGAUCCAUUACCGCCUCCGGCUGGUGUACAACAAUGGACUUCGGACGGAGCAAGAUCUCUAUGUUCGUCUCAUUGACUCCAUGUCCAAGCAGGCCAUCAUCUAUGAAGGGCAGGACAAGAACCCUGAAAUGUGCCGAGUGCUGCUCACCCAUGAGAUCAUGUGCAGCCGAUGCUGUGACCGGAAAAGCUGCGGCAACCGGAAUGAGACACCCUCAGACCCCGUCAUUAUUGACAGAUUCUUCCUCAAGUUCUUCCUCAAAUGCAACCAGAACUGCCUGAAGAAUGCAGGGAAUCCCCGAGAUAUGCGGCGCUUCCAGGUGGUGGUGUCCACGACGGUGAGUGUGGAUGGACACGUGCUGGCCGUGUCUGACAACAUGUUUGUGCACAACAACUCCAAGCAUGGCCGCAGGGCGCGCCGUCUGGAUCCCUCUGAAGCUGCCACCCCCUGCAUCAAGGCCAUCAGCCCCGGGGAGGGCUGGACCACGGGCGGCGCCACCGUCAUUGUCAUCGGGGACAACUUCUUCGACGGGUUGCAGGUCGUGUUUGGAAACGUGCUUGUGUGGAGUGAGUUAAUCACGCCCCACGCCAUCCGGGUGCAGACGCCCCCACGGCACAUCCCCGGGGUGGUGGAAGUGACCCUCUCCUACAAGUCCAAGCAAUUUUGCAAAGGAGCCCCCGGCCGCUUUGUCUACACAGCCCUGAACGAGCCCACCAUUGACUACGGGUUCCAGAGACUACAGAAAGUCAUUCCCAGACACCCUGGAGACCCCGAGAGGCUGCCCAAGGAAGUGCUGCUGAAGCGGGCGGCCGACUUGGCGGAGGCGCUGUACGGAGUGCCCAGCAGUAACCAGGAGCUCCUCCUGAAACGCGCGGCGGACGUGGCCGAGGCUCUGUACAGCGCCCCCCGCGCGCCCGCGCCGCUCGGACCCCUGGCCCCGAGCCAUCCGCACCCGGCCGUCGUGGGCAUCAACGCCUUCAGCAGUCCGCUGGCCAUCGCCGUCGGGGACGCCACACCAGGACCCGAGCCGGGCUACGCGCGCAGCUGCAGCAGCGCGUCUCCCCGCGGGUUCGCGCCCAGCCCCGGCUCGCAGCAGAGCAGCUACGGCAGUGGCCUCGGAGCUGGCAUUGGCGGCUACGGCGCGCCAGGCGUGGCCGGCCUUGGUGUGCCUGGGUCCCCUAGCUUCCUCAAUGGUUCCACGGCCACCUCGCCUUUCGCCAUCAUGCCCUCUAGUCCCCCGCUGGCGGCUGCCUCCUCCAUGUCCCUUCCCGCCGCUGCCCCCACCACCAGCGUCUUCUCCUUCUCGCCUGUCAACAUGAUCUCUGCCGUCAAACAGAGGAGCGCCUUCGCCCCCGUGCUGCGCCCACCCAGCUCCCCGCCCCAGGCCUGCCCCAGAGCCCAUGCGGAGGGGCUUCCAGACCAGCCUUUUGAGGAUUCUGACAAGUUCCACUCUCCAGCCCGGGGGCUCCAGGGCCUGGCAUACUCCUAAUUACGGUCUGUGGGUAUUGUCCCCACAGAGCCUGGACUGGAGGUGCCUCUGGGAUUCACAACCACGCCCUGGAUGGCAGCACAGACAGAUGCAGGGCCAGGGCUACGGGCAGACCUCAAUCCCCAGGCUGCAUGGGGAGAGGCCUUCAUCCUCCUGCUCAAGCCUCCUGGACCAACUCCACAGGCUCCUCUUGCCUCCCUUCCUUUGGGCUGCUUGGAAGCCCCAGCACUGUGCAAAUGCUCUUGGUAGGGGGCGUCCCAGGGAGGUGCUGGGAUGCCGUGCCUCACUUGCUGGGUCUUAGUCCCUCUGAAAGAGAUGGAUCUUGUGCAGACCGGGGAUGUCCAGUGAGGGGAGCAUGGGAUGGGGACCGUGGGAAAGAAGACAGCUCAGGGAGAAGUGACCUGGAAAGGUCCUGUUUGCAUCUGACCCAUCUCAGCUGGCCCAGCAUCCCAUCUUCUCUCCAGCAGAAAGGGCGGUGCCGGAAGUCUCAGGAGCCCUACCCAGGCUCCCAUUGAGCCCCCAACAGCCAACUGGACCCUGUGGCUGUCCCCGCUUCCUUUGAGAACUGCACACUCAUGCUUGCAACAUCAUGCCUCUCUGUGGGGGCUUUGGGCAUGGGAGGCAGAACAGGGGAUACCAGGUUCCCAGAAUUUGGGGUCUAUCCCUAACAGAUGUCUCAUGGACUCUGGCCCCAGACACGUACUAACUCUGGCUGGUCCCAUGGAAUGGCCCAACUGCUUCCCAGGUGGCCUCACACUCUGCUCUGCUAAGUUUGGAGAAAACAAUAAACCAGAUGCAGGUGGCUACCUGGCCUCUCUUGCCUCCUUGAUGUG
Molecule: messenger RNA, 2642 nt
Organism: Otolemur garnettii (small-eared galago)
Lineage: Eukaryota; Metazoa; Chordata; Mammalia; Primates; Galagidae
Gene: EBF4
Product: early B cell factor 4
Exons: 17
Coding region: 1-1809 (602 amino acids)
Biological process (GO): regulation of transcription by RNA polymerase II
Molecular function (GO): DNA-binding transcription factor activity, RNA polymerase II-specific; RNA polymerase II cis-regulatory region sequence-specific DNA binding
Source: RefSeq, a predicted model, not a curated record